AACCCGGCCCGAACCAGUGCUUCCAAAUCGUUUGUUUCGUUGAUGAAAGCAAAAGCAAGAAAAGAGUGGAAGCUAUCAUCUCCAUCGCAAUAAUGUCACUCUGCUUUCAACUUCCCUCCAAAUUCCCACUCAAUAUUCACCUCCGAUGCUCCAAACCCACUCCAACAUCACUCUCAGUCACGGCUUCAAGAAGUGAGGUGCUUCCUCCUGCUCUGGAUUCAUCCUCAGAACCACCGCCAAUCUUUGAUGGAAUUCCAAAGCUAUACAUUUCUUACUCAUGCCCAUAUGCACAACGUCCAUGGAUUGCCCGCAACUGUAAGGGAUUACAGGACACGAUAAAACUGGUCCCGAUUGACUUAAAGAACAGGCCAGCUUGGUACAAGGAAAAGGUUUAUCCGGCUAACAAGGUGCCGGCUCUGGAACACAAUAAUGAAGUUAAGGGAGAAAGUCUUGAUUUAAUUAAAUAUAUCGACAGUAACUUUGAAGGGCCUUCUCUCUUUCCGGAUGAUCCUUCCAAGAGAGAAUUUUCCGAGGAAUUGCUAUCACACCUUGACACAUUUUACAAAACUGUAACUUCUUAUUUCAAGGGAGAGAAGGAAGAUGUCGGCGCUGCUUUCGACUCUAUUGAGACCGCUCUUUCUAAAUAUGGAGAUGGACCUUUUUUCCUUGGCCAGUUCAGUCUUGUAGAUAUAGCUUAUGUGCCAUUCGUUGAAAGAUUCCAGCUUUUCUUACUAGAAGUAAAGAGUUACGAUAUUACAACAGGCAGGCCAAAACUUGCAGCCUGGAUUGAGGAGAUGAACCAAAUUGAGGGGUACAAAGUAACAAAAAGAGAUCCAAAUGAGCUUGUGGAAGGCUAUAAGAAGCGAUAUUCGUCUUAGCCCUGGCUGAAGAUGAAGACGACGAGUAGCUCUUAUUCUCAUAACUCACGCUAUAAGAGGAUCACUGUAAGUACAGUCCCCGGGGGGGAAAAGAAUGAGAACAUUAUGUAUGGAGAGUUGUAGAAUUGAAUUGAGUUUUUUGUUCCAACUCCGAUCAAUUUUUUAUAUUGGUAGCA
Messenger RNA from Ipomoea nil (Japanese morning glory), 1054 nucleotides. Its product is annotated as protein IN2-1 homolog B-like. Gene Ontology annotation, molecular function: glutathione transferase activity. The coding region runs from base 93 to 878 and encodes 261 amino acids. The record is from RefSeq and is a predicted model, not a curated record. Lineage: Eukaryota; Viridiplantae; Streptophyta; Magnoliopsida; Solanales; Convolvulaceae. The transcript has 10 exons.